CUUGACGCUGCCGGUCAAGAGGGGGUCUCGCUAGAGGUCGGAAACAGCAGCAAAGUUUCUUGUCCGCUCUCUAUAUUUCAGCACAACCCACCUCUGCCCCCCUCUCUCUCUCUCACCCGCACCUCGCCGCCCUUCCUCCGGAUCUCGGCUCUGCUCGGCGGCGCCAGCAGAGCGGGGUCGGAGGCAUACGAGCGAAUCCCCCAGACAACGUUGCUCACAGCUCGAGAGGCCGACAAAGCAUUGGUUCCUCUGUGCUCGCCACGUCAUGGCGGCGGCGCUCAUGGACGGCGAGCUCGGGAGCCUACUGAAGGCCACGGCGGCGGUUUGGGCGGCCAUGUACUACGCCCGCAUGGCCGCCGCGCUCAUUCGCCCAGGCGCCGCUCGCCUCGCCGCGCUUCUGCCCGCUGUCGCGCUCUUCUGCGCGAUCCCCUUCGCCUUCUCCACCACCACGUUCCGCGGCAGCUCCGCCUUCUUCCUCUGCUGGCUCGGCACCUUCAAGCUCCUCCUCCUCGCCGCCGGCCGCGGGCCCCUGGACCCGUCCCUCUCCCUGCCCCACUUCGUCUUCUCCGCCUCCCUGCCCGUCAAGUUCCGGCAGCCCGCCCCCGCCAAAUCAAAGGACCAAGAUCCCGCUUCGGCUUCGGCCCGUGGACACGGCCCGGCCAAGAUCCUCGUCGCCGGCGCCGUCAUCCCCUUCAUCAUCUACGCGUACCAGUUCAAGGACGCGAUGCGCCGGUGGCAGCUCGUCCUCCUGUACACCGUGCACAUCUACCUCUCCCUGGAGCUCCUGCUGGGCUCGGUGCGCGCCCUGAUCCACGGCGUGCUGGGCAUGGAGAUGGAGCCGCAGGUGGACCGGCCGUACCUGGCGUCGUCGCUGCGGGACUUCUGGGGCAGGCGGUGGAACCUCAUGGUGCCCGCCAUCCUCCGGCCGUCGGUGCACGGCCCAGUGCGCGCGCGCUUCGGCGACGCGGCGGGCGUCAUGGCGUCCUUCCUCGUCUCCGGGCUCAUGCACGAGGUGAUGUUCUACUACAUCAUGUGGCAGCCGCCCAGCGGCGACGUGACCGCGUUCUUCGUCCUGCACGGCGCGUGCACCGCGGCGGAGGGGUGGUGGGCGCGGCACGCCGGGUGGUGGCGCCCGCCGCGGGCGGCCGCGGUGCCGCUCACGCUGGCGUUCGUGGGCGGGACGGGGAUCUGGCUCUUCUUCCCGGCCAUGGUCAGGGGCGGCCUGGACGAGCUUGUGCUGCAGGAGUGCCAGGGCUUAGUGGCGGCCAUGGAGCAGGCCGGCCGUUGGCUCGCCGGCGGCGCCGCCGCCGGUCCCAUUCUUUCCACGCGCUGACCAGGAGAAAACAUGCGCUGUGACGAGGGGCCGAACGUGUGCCGUACGAUUAGGAUCCAAAGGGCGAUAGGAGUAUACUACUUGUGAUGUGGACUGUGGUAGACUUCAGAUCUUGGAAGGUCGUGAUUGAACAUUCAUUGAUCGAUAAUAAUUAAAAUAUAUUGAUAUUCA
Messenger RNA from Aegilops tauschii subsp. strangulata, 1504 nucleotides. RefSeq names its product probable long-chain-alcohol O-fatty-acyltransferase 1. Gene Ontology annotation, biological process: lipid metabolic process. The record is from RefSeq and is a predicted model, not a curated record. Lineage: Eukaryota; Viridiplantae; Streptophyta; Magnoliopsida; Poales; Poaceae.